GAAGGGCGUCAAUGCGAGGAUUGGUCACAAACUUAACAUGAAAAGAGAAAAGGCUGUCGACUGGGAGAUGGAGAGCGAGGAAGAGCUGGUCUUGGUCAACGGAAACUGCAGUGACCCACCCCCCGAGGAGAAAGACAACCCCCCUGCGGAGGUCAAAGGAAAGGCGGACAUUGCAGACGCCAGCAAGGCAGAAAAAGGGGCCUGCAAGGCGAAGGAGAAAAGCAAGUCUGAUGACGUCCCCAAGGAAGGGCAGGAGGUCCCGGUGCGUGGAAGCGCUGGCUGGGAGAACAGCCUGCGGCAGAAACCGCCUCCCCGUAUCGUCUUCCAGGCUGGGCCGACCUCGCAGGAGAAGAAACCCAGAGACGACGUGGAGAGCGUAGAGGGUUUCAAAGAGCGCCACAAAAUCAGGCACUCAAAGAGGCUUUUUCGAAGUGCCCAGAUAAAUUAUUCGGAGGAAGAGGAGAAUUCCUGGACCUCCAGGCAGAGCAACAGCAGCAGAGUCCCGAACGGCUGUGACUACAAGGCAUUGAGAAGGGCAGAAGAAUACCAGGAUGGGAAGGAUUUUGGAAUUGGGGAGCUCGUCUGGGGCAAGAUCAAAGGCUUCUGCUGGUGGCCUGCCAUCGUCGUGUCGUGGAAGGUGACCUCCAACCGCCAGGCGGCUCCUGGCAUGCGCUGGGUCAAAUGGUUUGGGGACGGAAAGUUUUCCGAGAUCUCCGCAGAUAAACUGGUGGGGUUGACGGCGUUCCAGGAGCAUUUCAACCGCGCCACGUUUCAGAAGAUGGUGUCUUACCGACAAGCGAUUCUUCAUGUUCUGGAGGUUGCGAGCAGCCGAGCUGGCAAGACGUUUCCCAGUGCUGUUGGGGACUCUCUGGAGGACAAGCUGAAGCCCAUGGUGGACUGGGCCAUCCGGGGAUUCAAGCCUACUGGAGAGAAGGGGUUAAGGCCCCCCAAGACUUCGGAGGUUAAAACCUUCCCCACCAUCAUCAUGGAGGAUCCCGCCCCCCCCGAACCUGCCCCCCCGCCCAAGCGCCUUAAGACCAAUGGCUGCAGUGGCGGCAGCAGCAAGGAGUCGGUGGAGGAGAACCAAACCAGAGAACGGAUGGUUUCCGAAGCCAAAAAUAACAAGAAGAGCUUGGAAGACAGCUGCCUGUCCUGUGGGAAGAAGAAUCCGGUCACUUUCCACCCGCUGUUUGAAGGGGGACUCUGCAGGACCUGUCAGGACCGGUUUCUGGAGCUUUUCUACAUGUAUGAUGAAGAUGGGUACCAGACUUACUGCACCAUCUGCUGUGAAGGAAGCGAGUUACUCCUCUGUGACAAUGCCAGUUGCUUCAGCUGCUUUUGUGUGGACUGUUUGAACACCUUGGUGGGGCGAGGUUCGGCUGAAGCUGCGCGGAAGGAAGAGCCCUGGAGCUGCUACAUGUGCCAGCCACAACAGCGCUAUGGAGUCCUGCUGCGACGGCACGACUGGAACACGCGCCUGAAGGGGUUUUUCACCAACGAGGACGGGCAGGAAUAUGAGGUACCAAAAAUCUACCCUGCCAUCCCAGCAGCAAAACGGAAGCCAAUUAGAGUGUUGUCUCUCUUUGAUGGCAUCGCUACAGGUUACCUGGUUCUGCGGGAUCUUGGCAUCAAAGUGGAAAAAUACAUCGCUUCUGAAAUCUGUGAAGAAUCCAUCAGUGUGGGGACUGUGCGGCAUGAAGGAAACAUCAAAUAUGUGCAUGACGUUAGGAACAUAACCAAGAGACAGAUUGACGAAUGGGGCCCCUUUGAUCUGGUGAUUGGUGGAAGUCCAUGCAACGAUCUCUCCAUUGUAAAUCCUGCCAGGAAGGGUUUGUAUGAAGGGACCGGCCGCCUUUUCUUUGAGUUCUAUCACCUCCUGAAUUACACUCGCCCCAAAGCUGGAGAAGACCGGCCUUUCUUUUGGCUCUUCGAAAAUGUCGUUUCCAUGAGGGUCAAUGACAAGAGGGACAUCUCCCGUUUUCUGGAGUGCAACCCAGUUAUGAUCGAUGCGGUCAAGGUUUCUGCUGCACACCGAGCCAGAUAUUUUUGGGGCAACUUACCAGGAAUGAACAGGCCCCUGGUAGCAUCCAAGGGAGACAAGCUUGAACUUCAGGAUUGCCUGGAGUACAGCCGGACGGCGAAGAUGAAAAAGGUCCAGACCAUCACCACCAAGUCCAACUCCAUCCGCCAAGGGAAGGCCAAGACGCUGCCGGUGUGCAUGAACGGGAAAGACGACAAUUUGUGGUGCACGGAGUUGGAAAGGAUCUUCGGUUUCCCACUUCACUACACCGACGUGUCCAACAUGAGCCGCCUAGCGCGCCAGAAGCUGCUCGGGAGGUCGUGGAGCGUCCCGGUCAUCCGCCACCUGUUUGCCCCCCUGAAGGAUUACUUUUCCUGCGAUUAGGCUGCAGGGCUCCUCCGGUCUCCUCAGAUAACACCCCCGGGCGGAGGGAGAAGAGCAAGCCAAGGAGACCCUCUCCGCAGAAAGGUUCUUUCAAUCCUCGGUGACUUUCUUCAAAGCUCGCAAGGCCUUUGCGUUCCCGUUGUGCCAAAAAACGUUGGGGAGCCGCGAAGGCAGCGUUCAUCCCUCGUGCCGUGCGGAGGAGACGCGGCAGUUCGGCAGCUGCGAGAAGAAAACCCAGACUUCAGAUAGGAAGCUUGCAUGAUCCAAUCCCUAAGAAACCCCAACUGUAGCAAUGAGCCAGCUUGACUCGUGUUUCAUACACUAUUCGCACUGGAAAAAUGGGAAGAUUCCUUUUCUUUUUCUUUUUAAACCUUUUUUUUUAAAGAAAGUAAAACUUGUGGGGGUGGGGAAGAGACUUUUAGAGCUGCUUGCAGCAUGAUGGGACGAUGUGGAAAGGAGUUUGGCUGAAAUAAAGCCAUGCGAUAAUCAUCCUGAAUGGAACAAAAUGGAAAAGUAAGCCUGCGAUAUGCCUCUGGGUAUACUUUUAAACUACACUAUGCUUUCAGUGCAGAGAAAUGCAUUCAGGGUAUUUUACUGGAAAGAACACCCUUCUUUUCAGCGUGCCUCGAUUUCUUUUUGCAGCGAGCAAGAGCUGUGCGGGAGCAUUUGCACAACCGUAGUCCCUUCAGAGGCAGGGACAUUCCCAGCGGGCAGUGGAGGGAAAGGGGAACAACAGCAUCGCGCUCACCAAAAAGAAAAUCUACAGUUGUUUACGGUGGUUUGGCCAGAAAAGACUCCUUCCCUCUGAAGAACCGUACCGAUGGCUCGGUCCUCUUGACGGAGAAACAGUUAAAAGCUGCUGGAAGAUUCUCGCCCUGUGGCUGCUUUGCCUUGUUAGGCCCCCAGUGGACUUCAUCGGGUCUGGCCCUAAUUGAUGCUGCUAUUUUCAUGGUGAAUGUUGAUCGUUUCCUCCACUGUCAAUACUUUAUAACCCCGAUUUCGUCGGACGAGGGCGAGAGUUUGGCAGAAUCGAUUCCGCCACCUGGGGGAUAAAGGCAUCCUGUGAUUUUUGUAGGCUUUACUGGACCCUGUUCUCUCAUUGCUACCAUCUGCUAAUCAGAAACCAUACCGCAAUACUGGCAAUCAGCUUUUGCACGUUCACCUCUGUGGGCAGCUGCGCAUCGAAGCCGCAUGCUUCUCGGUGCCUCCUGGUGUCUGGGACGAACCAAAUCGGGUUAAUUGCGUAGGAUGUGACUGAAUGAUCCUUUCCAUUCCCUGCUGCCAGGAUGUCAUUUGUCAAGAAAGAGAUUUCUCCAGAGGAAGCAAAUCUUUCCUCUCCGCGGUGGCAGAAACAGAAGUGCCCGCUUUGCCCUUUGAACCAACAACCUUUCUUGCCUUUGGAGACGGGGGCUUGACUUGGACGUCAAGGUUGCCAAAGUCCCUUAGGAAACACACCUUGGAUUGCAGAUUGUCAAUCGGUUAGGGACAUCUCUUGAGUCAGCCGCCGCAGAAGAGGGACCGCCGUACAGAGCGAUCGCAACCCUACGCUCAUGCGCCGCUCCUGCUGUGUUCAUUUCACUGAGGGCAAACAGCGGCUCUCGGUGGAUUCUCCUUCCCCUUCUUUGUCAGUAUUUGAGGUGGUCGAAUGAAUGCCAGUUCAUGUUAUCCAACAAUGCACUAAGGGCCUUGAACUCCAGAAAGUAUUGCAUCAACGGGAGGGGUGAAAGGUGUGCCCAAAUCCAGGUGGGUCCUGUGCCAAGAGGGCUGCCCCAGCCACGGCCUGGCUGGGGGCUCCUCUCUCCAUCUCUUCGCCUGGCUUCCCUUGCCCUGUGAAGUAUGCCUGCUGCAAUUCUCGAGCAGCGGGCAUCAGAAUGAAUCCUCCUCUGCUUCGGGAGCCCCUCUUUGAAUGAUGAGUCUCAGGGACAAGCAAGCGCCGAUAUUCACUGUUUGUAAAUGAAUGCCAGUAAUUUAGAAUAGGAGUAGAGAUUCCUUGGAAGACACUUACCGCUGGAGUACUGAAUUCCUGAGCCGCUGAAUCCCUGACCGUAUGGGGUGGCGUGUGUGCACACGUGCACGAGUGCUAUUGGCUAUACCUCUGGGUGUUGAACAAUCAUAACUCUAUUAUAUGUGAUGUGUAUUUGCUGGUUUGACUUUUGGACUGUUCACUCUGAGAGCACUGAAUCCUCUGUCCUCUGAAAGGGUCUGAACACCGAACGCUACGAGCAAAGGAACGGGGCCAACAGGGAACGCACCGCGGCCCCCCCUUGUCCGUGGAGUUCAGGGGUUGGGGUGGAAAUGUGGAUGCUGGUAGUUCAGUCAGCCACGUGUGCCUUCUGCUUCUCUCCCCUUCUUUUUUCCCCCCCUUUCAAGGGCAGACUAGCAAAUCUCCCAUCUUUGGUCUCCAGUAAGAUUUCUAUUUUAUCCCUUCCUGUUCGUAAGAAAACAUUAAAACGAGAACUCUCCGGAUGAGAGGAGGAUGAGCGUUGGGAAGCGAAAGAGUAGCAAGCCACGUUUUUACGGCAUUUUUAAGAGAGAACAUUUCCAAGAUGUUUAAAAGACCUUCCCGUUCUCAUAUUGGUGCUAUGUUUUUAGACUUUUUAAUGUCAAAACGGUGUGUGCUUUUAUAUAAUCUUUUUUUUAAAAUAAAACUCUACCUUUUUUCUCCCCCUUCUCUUUUAAUGAGCUUCCUGGAACUGAAGCUCAACCCCAAAGCGGACAACCGUAACUGAGCCUUUUGUGUGGGUGAGAAAACCAGUUUUUUCUUUUGUGUUUUAGUGCUGGAAACCAAAAGGAAUGGUUUUGACACAAGUUUACCUUGAACAUUUAUCACGGUUUGAUUAAA
Molecule: messenger RNA, 5246 nt
Organism: Python bivittatus (Burmese python)
Lineage: Eukaryota; Metazoa; Chordata; Lepidosauria; Squamata; Pythonidae
Source: RefSeq, a predicted model, not a curated record